UGCUUUCUUGCAUUUGUGCUGGCGCCGGGCCUUGUCCACUUCGACGCCCUUGCUAUGUCCGACUGGAAUACGGGAACAUCCUGGUCUAAUGGCCAGUCACAUCUACCUUCACCGAGCCCCGAACCGCAAGAGGACACCUUCCCGGAUGACCUGGACAAUGAUCGGACAGAUCCUAUCUCUCUGCUCGUCAAGGCCUGGAUGACGGAACGAUGUUCGCCCGACGUCAUGUCGUUUGAGGGCGAACUCGUGGGAAAGAUUAUGGGGUAUAUGGAUGCACAGGCAAAGCUCAUUGGAGUAUUGAAGAUUGACGGUGCGAGUGAAGAGGAUCAUGAAAAGAUUGGAUUGGUGCAGAUGGAGCUAGAUCGCGUUGGGUGGCUGCUACGUUCAUACAUCGCUACGCGACAGGAGAAGAUUAUGCGAUACGCGUCCUACAUCAACAGCACCCCUGCAAUGCAGACGCGUCUCUCCGUUGCAGAACAAACCUUGAUCGAGUCCUAUCAGCAGAUAUUUGAGGAGUCGCUCAUCCGUGACGUGGUGGGAAACCUGCCCGCCGAGCUGCAAGCACUGGAUGAGAUCCUUCCGGAUGGACGUGGCAUGGUGUCAACGCCAGAUUUGGACAAGGCGGUGUUCAUACGCACCAAGCAGGACUGUGGACCUGUGCUGAUGCCCGACGGGACUCCCUUGGAGAUCAAGAAACGAGGAAUACACUUGAUCUCAUACCGCCUUGUGGAACAGCUCGUCCUGAGGGGGGAAGUUGAAUUGACAUGAAACGGACGCGUUAUGUACUUCUAGGAACCAUUCUCCUGUCCACACCAUGAACAAUAUGUAUAUUUCGACAUGAGUGAUACCUAUCAAACACAGCUGAACGAGAAGCAUGACGAUCGUGAGCCGAACAUGUCAAG
Molecule: messenger RNA, 902 nt
Organism: Dacryopinax primogenitus
Lineage: Eukaryota; Fungi; Basidiomycota; Dacrymycetes; Dacrymycetales; Dacrymycetaceae
Exons: 5
Coding region: 55-768 (237 amino acids)
Biological process (GO): double-strand break repair via break-induced replication; DNA-templated DNA replication
Cellular component (GO): GINS complex
Source: RefSeq, a predicted model, not a curated record